CUUGAUAUUAUGGCUCAGUUUUGCUUCGGUGAUUCCAAGAUCUGGGCGCACGUUUCGUGUACGGUAAUGUUAAGAAGAGCGGGCGAUAAUCGCAAUUAAUGUUUGGCGUUCCGUGUAAAAAUUCGGAAAUUGUAGCGUGUGCUCAAGGUGGUGUCAUCCAAACAGUGUCAAAUUAAUCCGAUCCUUAAAGGAUCCCAAAAAAGGACAUCUUUGUGUUUGGGGAAAAUUAAUGGUGGCGUGACAUUGUUUGAGAGACACGCAAAGGAAAAUUACACUUAGGAUCGGAACCCAAAGAAAGUAAAAAUGAAAGUGAUUCGUUUUCUUCUGCCAUGUCUGCUAGUUGCGAUGAGCUACGCUAAUCCGGCUCUGGAUAACGGAGGACCCAUCAAUCAUGUGGCUCCAUCAACGGUCGUCAAAACGGCCCUGGAAGAUUCCUUCGUGAAGCGGCUUGGGGCCAAGUGCACCCAAAAGGAUAACAGCUCCUGUGUGAUGCUCAAGCUGGUGAGCUACAUGAACCGGAUGCUGAAGAAGUCCAGCAUUGCCCUGGGCGAUAGUGUAGAACUGCUGAGGACGAGAUCGGAUGGCACGGCGGACGAUCCGGAGGAGCUCUCGGUGCUGGCACGCUCCAGCAGUUCCGAUGACCACAAGCUGAGUGUUAUUGUGGCCGACAAGAUUUGGCGUUUCAUUCAGAGCCGCAGCGUCAAGUGGCGGGCCUUCCAGGCGGCGGAUUUAGUGGUGGCCACGGGCGAAGGUGGCAAACUGAACUUCGGUGUGUCGAUGGAUGCCAGAAAAUUCUUCGAAGAAGGUCGAGGCAGAAUGAAACACUACGGUCCGAUGCUGAUGGCGUUCUUCAUGAAGGCCGGCAUUAUGGGUGCACUGGUGCUGAAGGGAAUCGCGUUGCUGGUGGGAAAAGCUCUACUAGUGAGCAAGCUGGCACUUCUGUUAGCCGGUAUUAUCGGAAUUAAGAAGCUGUUGCACAAAAAACAUGUUACAUAUGAGGUGGUGGCCCACCCGCCAGAGCAUCAUCAUCACAUCGACAGCUACAGCGCUGGCUGGGCUCGUGCCAUCGAUGGUUUCGUUGAGUCGUUUACCAAGGGCCUGGAAAGCAAACUGACGGCCAAGGAUGCCGACGAGCUCGCAUACGGGGGACAGAUGCCACUGUAACCGUUUUUCCUUUCUUAUGACAUGUCUUCCAUGUCCUAGGAGUGGUAUUUUUUUCUCUCUGGUACCUGAAACUUCAACUCUGAAAAGCAAUUCUGUCCUGUGAUAGUUACUUCUUUCGCCAUAUUAUUACUUUAACCCACUGGAGCUGCCUUCUUCAAACGAGUAAUUUGUAGUUAUUUAUUCGCUUUAUUUAUUCAAUAAAAUCUGAUCAAAUUCA
Messenger RNA from Uranotaenia lowii, 1381 nucleotides. RefSeq lists its product as uncharacterized. The transcript has 3 exons. Bases 304 to 1164 code for a protein of 286 amino acids. The record is from RefSeq and is a predicted model, not a curated record. Lineage: Eukaryota; Metazoa; Arthropoda; Insecta; Diptera; Culicidae.